CUGCCUGCGCCAGGCUGAGGUCCUGACGGUUUCUGGAAGCUUCUCCACCGCAGCCUGCUGCCGGCGAUCCACGCUCUCAAUCUACAGCCAUCUUCCUUGUGCUCGACGAAAUGCCUGAGAAAAAUGCCGGCAAAUCCGCCUCUAACGCGUCGAAGAGCGUUUAUCAGGACCGCGACAAACCUGCUCAGAUCCGUUACAGUAACAUCUCGGCCGCCAAAGCUGUUGCAGAUGCUAUAAGAACAAGUCUUGGUCCAAAGGGCAUGGAUAAAAUGAUUCAAGAUGGAAAAGGUGAUGUAACCAUUACCAAUGAUGGAGCAACUAUAUUAAAGCUAAUGCAGGUGUUGCAUCCAGCAGCAAAAAUGCUGGUAGAAUUGUCAAAAGCCCAGGAUAUUGAAGCUGGUGACGGGACCACUUCUGUUGUAGUAAUCGCAGGAGCCUUGCUCGAUUAUUGUGCUAAACUACUUCAAAAAGGAAUUCAUCCUACAAUCAUAUCUGAAUCUUUCCAAAAGGCUGUGGAAAAGGGAGUUGAAGUUUUGAAUGGCAUUGCACAGCCCGUAGAACUAAGUGACAGAGAAUCCCUCCUGAACAGUGCAACUACUGCUUUGAACUCCAAAGUGGUUUCUCAAUAUGCCAGCCUUCUUGCUCCAAUGAGUGUUGGUGCGGUAAUGAGCGUAAUUGAUCCAGCAACUGCAACUAGUGUGGAUCUCAGAGAUAUCAAAAUUGUCAGGAAAUUGGGAGGAACGAUUGAUGACUGUGAAUUGGUGAAUGGACUGGUUCUGACUCAGAGAGUUGUCAAUACGGGCAUAAGUCGUGUAGAAAAGGCUAAAAUUGGACUCAUCCAGUUCUGCUUGUCUGCUCCAAAAACAGAUAUGGAAAAUCAGAUCGUAGUGUCUGACUAUACUCAGAUGGACCGUGUUUUACGUGAAGAAAGAACCUACAUUUUGAACUUGGUGAAGCAGAUUAAAAAAGCUGGAUGCAAUGUCCUGCUGAUACAAAAAUCAAUUUUGAGGGAUGCAUUAAGUGACCUGGCCCUCCAUUUCCUCAACAAGAUGAAGAUUAUGGUGAUUAAGGACAUUGAGCGAGAAGACAUUGAGUUCAUCUGUAAGACUUUAGGCUUAAAGCCAGUUGCUCAUUUUGAGCAGUUCACACCAGACAUGUUGGGCUCUGCAGAGUUGGCAGAAGAGGUCACUUUGAAUGGAUCUGGCAAAUUAGUCAAGAUUACUGGUUGUGCCAAUCCAGGAAAAACAGUAUCCAUUGUGGUUCGAGGGUCCAAUAAAUUGGUCAUGGAAGAGGCUGAGCGUUCCAUUCAUGAUGCUUUAUGUGUUAUUCGCUGCUUGGUAAAGAAAAGGGCUUUAAUUGCUGGAGGUGGAGCUCCUGAGAUUGAGUUAGCACUGCGUUUGACGGAGUACUCUCGAACGCUUAGUGGUAUGGAGGCAUAUUGUGUACGGGCUUUUGCCGAUGCCCUGGAAAUUAUCCCUUCAACUUUGGCUGAAAAUGCAGGUCUUAAUCCUAUUUCUACUGUGACGGAGCUGAGAAAUAGACAUGCACAAGGGGAAAAGACUGCAGGAAUUAAUGUGCGAAAGGGUGGUAUUUCUAACAUUCUGGAGGAGCUGGUUGUUCAGCCUCUGCUGGUCUCCCUCAGUGCCCUGACCUUGGCAACAGAAACUGUUCGCAGUAUCCUAAAGAUUGAUGAUGUGGUGUCUGCACGAUAAAUUCAAUGAGUUCGACAUGUGAAAGAUUUCAAAUUCCCUCUGGUUUCAACCGCCUUGUCAAUGAACCUUGAGACAAGCCUUCCAUUCUCGUUGACUUGUUUGUGUAGAUUUGCCACAUCUGUUUCUCUCCAACUAAAGACUGCUAUAACUUAAUAAAAUGUUGGGAGUUUCAAAUUUA
Molecule: messenger RNA, 1890 nt
Organism: Hypanus sabinus (Atlantic stingray)
Lineage: Eukaryota; Metazoa; Chordata; Chondrichthyes; Myliobatiformes; Dasyatidae
Gene: cct4
Product: chaperonin containing TCP1, subunit 4 (delta)
Exons: 14
Coding region: 111-1712 (533 amino acids)
Biological process (GO): protein folding
Cellular component (GO): chaperonin-containing T-complex
Molecular function (GO): ATP binding; ATP-dependent protein folding chaperone; ATP hydrolysis activity
Source: RefSeq, a predicted model, not a curated record